Messenger RNA from Maylandia zebra (zebra mbuna), 3879 nucleotides. RefSeq names its product E3 ubiquitin-protein ligase RNF14. Gene Ontology annotation, molecular function: protein binding; zinc ion binding; ubiquitin-protein transferase activity. NCBI's taxonomy places the organism in Eukaryota, Metazoa, Chordata, Actinopteri, Cichliformes, Cichlidae. Gene Ontology annotation, biological process: protein ubiquitination. The record is from RefSeq and is a predicted model, not a curated record.
CAGCUGGUGUGACCCAGAGUCAAGCAAGAAGCCACAGAAGGAAGGCUUCUCACAAAAUCAGACCGAGGAGGAAGUGGAGGGAUGACUGAGGACUUGGAGGAGCAGGAAGACGAGCUGCUCGCUCUCCAGAGUAUCUUUGAUGCGGACGAGUUUGUUCGGGACGAGUCGAAGUCUGCCGGAGAAAUCCGAGUAUGUGUCGAGCUUCCUGUCGGCUUCAGCGUGGCUCUCAGAGAGGGUGAAAGUCUGCGUCAGUAUGAUAUUUCCUUCCUUCCACCGCUGCUUUUGAACUUUGGGCUUCCUGAAGACUACCCCUCCUCCUCCCCUCCCUCCUUCAGCCUCACCUGCAGCUGGCUGACUCACACACAGUUGGCUGCACUGCGUGCUCAUCUUGCUGAUCUCUAUGAGGCCACUGGGGGAGCUGUGGUGCUCUUCUCCUGGGUGCAGUUUCUCAGAGAAGAUGCUCUGAGGUUCCUGAACAUCCACAGUAAGCUGGAUCUUCCUCCUGAUGAACGCAGCACCCUGCAUUAUAACCAGGACCAACAAAAUGCUGAACUCUCAGAACCAAAGAACAAUUCAGAGCCAGAGUUCUCUGUACCAUCCUCGGAAGUUCAGGAGAAUCCUUCAGACGGGAGCAGCGCAGACUCUCAGGGAGCUUCGGCUUUAGACUCCUGCAAGCAUGACCAGAAUGAUCUGAACUCUCACCAGAGCCAGAGUGAUCUAACCUCAGAUUAUCAAAGAGCUCUUUCUCCAGAGCCUGCACUCCAAAACCAAACCACACACACUCCAGAUGUGACAAUCCUCCAAGCCUCAGAGUUUAAUGUUGAUCUCCAGGAUGAUCUUUCUUCAUCUGCAGAGAAAUCCAAGCAUCAUCAAAGUGUCCGGGAAGAUUUCUUAAAUGAAGGAGAUGCUUCUCUCUCAUCGCUGCUUCCCUCCACCUCCUCAGGCACGUUAGAUCCAAGUGAACUUGGAGCUGCUUCUCUGCCGGUCCAGCCCACAGAUUCUCCUCAGAGUGAAGAGCAAACCCUCUCUGGUCUCUUUUUAUCUCCAUCACAGACUCUGCUGUCCCACAUUUUGAUCUAUGAUGCGGCCCAGAAACACAAAGUGUUUGCCACCACUUUCUUUGACUGCGGGGUUUGUUUUAUGGGCCGGCUCGGGUCCGAGUGCGUGAAGCUGUCACCGUGUGGCCACGUCUUCUGCCGGGCCUGUCUCUGCGAGUUCUGUACGGUUCAGAUCACAGAGGGGAACGUCCGGGGUGUCACCUGUCCUCAGGCAGACUGCGCUGGUGCCCCUACACCUGCACAGGUGCAGAGUCUGGUAGGGGAGAAGCUGUUUGACCGCUAUGACCGUCUCCUGCUGCAGAAGACUCUGGACAGCAUGUCUGAUGUGACGUACUGCCCUCGAACAUCCUGCGGCUCUGCCGUGAUUUUGGAGAAAUCCAGCAAGGCAGCACUUUGCUCUGAGUGCGGCUUUGCCUUCUGCGUCAUAUGCAGAAAAACAUACCAUGGAACGGGGAAGUGUGAGACCAAGAAAAAAUAUGCUGAAAGAUAUAUAAUAGACCUGCCACAGUCACAAGAGGGGGUGAAGGCUCUCUGGGAGGACUAUGCCAGUGGCAGCAGGGAGAGGAAGCGCCUGCUGGAAAAUAGAUAUGGCUGCAAUUUACUGGUGUCCAUUGCAGAAAAAAAACUAAGCGACAACUGGAUUGCCAACAAUACCAAGAGUUGUCCUGAAUGCUUCACUAGAAUAGAGAAGGAUGGAGGGUGUGACCAGAUGUUGUGCACUCGCUGUAAGAAGAUUUUCUGGUGGGACUGACUGACUCCAGAAAACACAACCGAACAGUUUUAUGGGGGUCAAUGUUCUUCCAACUAAUUCUAAGAAUCAGCACCACAUACUGUCUCAUAAUCAGCAGGGGGCAACAAAAACAACAAUGACAGGAAGGAAUAACCAAACCGUUGGUUCCUUAGAAAACCCAAAGUGCUGUAAAUUAACAAAAAUUGCCCUCUUUGGCUGUUUUAUUUGCCUUAGGCCGCAAUGAAGCAUUUACACUAAAGGUGUAUGUUCUAAUCAAUUAUCAAUUAUUCUUUCAGUUAAUGGACAAAUUAUGUGGUCAGAAAACAGACACAUUUGCCAGAACCCUGUUUUUUCAAACCAACAGUUCAAAACACAAAUUUCUUUUUCUCCUGAUGAACCAAAUUAACUGAGCAAGUAUUUCCCAGACUGAUGAAUUCCUCUGCUUUUAGAUGUGUGCUGCUGUUAAGUACUGUUAUGGCACAAAAAUGCUCUGUGCAGUCAUUAUCACUGUAACGUUUGAACUCUGAGGGAAAAGACAGGUUCACACUGCCACAGAUAUAUGCAGCUGCAACAACUACAGGUAAAGCUUCUGACCUUGACGUGCAUGUUUCAUUUCAAUUCCAGCAGCAGCCUACAGGUAGAUCCUGAACAUGUGUCUUCUUUCCCCUUCCUCCACUGCCCUGUUAUGACAGUGCAACAAAGACGCCAGCAUGUUUGAUUUUCUUGUCUGUCCAGGAAAAAUCCUGCUUCCUCAUCACUUCCUCAUAAAUGUCUAAACAGCAGUUUGCCUUUAUAACCCACAGAAGGAGACUGCAGAAUGCAAGAAUACUUUUUAAUUGUAUCGGUUACACCUUUAUUUUUCCUGCUAGCACAAACAAAAUACAUGCUUCAUUAAAAAAAGACAAAUUUACUAACUCUCCAGACUGGAACCACUGUAGCUCCAAAAAUGCAGGCUCAUCCUUUAGUUAGAACAUCUUGAAACAUGGCUCAAUCACCUCACCCUCAACCCCAACUGGUCACAGCAGAUGACUUAUUCUUCCGAACUAUCAAAAGCGAGUCCCUCCUUCCCACUGUUGCCAAGUGCAUGCUCAUGGGCGUUCAUCUGAUUGUUGGGAUUUUCUCUGUAGGAUCUUUAACUUAUGGUGUAAUAUACUUUGCAGUGACUGUUGCAGGGGUACCAUAUAAAUAAAACUGAGUAAAUUGGAAAUCAGUUUGAAAUUCUAGAAAAUUUACACUGACACAUACAGUGUGUGCUGGAAGGAAUUCUUAGAUAAAGAAGCAUGAAUUCACAGAAAACAUAAGCAACUGAUAAUGGUAGUAAUAACCGUCAAAUUGACUUCUUGGCUAUACUCAAUAUAUUUUUUAUAGGUUUUCACUGCAAGAUUUGACUGAAGAAAACACCUGCGAUGCAUUUUCUAAAGGUGUUGGCGGGUUUUGUUGGCAAAACACUUUCCUUUAUACUGGUUCUCAAGUCAAAAACACAGAUUUUUUACUUUGCUCUCAAGGCUUGCACAGAUUUGCUUUGCUUGGUACCUAAAAUGUGAAAUACACAAUCACUUGACUGUGUAUUUCACAAACACAAUUUUACAAUUAAACAAACCCGAUAUUUAAUUUCACAAGUGUUUCAGGGUGACCUUUAGAAAGUAGAUCGCCACAGUGGACCAGGGGGUAACCUAUGAAAAGGCAAAAACUGCAGUUCCUCUAAUGAUCACUUGAGGCUGGUCCCAAAAGUGAGUCAGUCCUCACAGACACUGAUAUUAAAAAUGUCCAACUUAAAAAACAAAAACAAAACCCAAAGCAAAACAAACUUAACAUUUACAAAAAAUGUUACUCUCUGCAGCCAGUCUUUUAUAUGCAAGACAGCUGGAUAUCUGCUUAAUUUAUUUAUAACUCAGCUGUUAAUGUUUCAUUUUUUUUAACUGAUGUAUUUUCUAAGAUGUGGUCACUUUAAUUGACAGAUGCACAAACACAGGGAUGUGUAGCCAAUUAUUUGGUAGGCCUUGCUUAUGGUGAUUAGGCCAGUACUAAAUCCAUCACAUGAUGGCACAGACCAUCCAAGAAGCAUCAUUUUCAGUUCUAAUAGCUGUUAUA